AUGGCGCACCACUACCGAGUGCGCCACUACUGCCAAACGACUAUUCCAAAUUUUCCCAGCAUCCAUUUCCUCCCCAUCUCCACUGCCACCACCUCCCCCUCCCCCUCCUCUCCAUGGCCGACUACCACCGCCCCUACCAUCGCGACCUCCGCCCCCGCCGUCCUCGGUCCCGGAUCCCACCAUCUUCCACGGCAAUGGUUACUUCUCCUCCGUCUCUCCACAAGCCAACGGCUACUUCUCCUCCACACCGAAAGACGGCGCCUUCCCCAGCGCAGGCGACCGUUGGAUCGAGAUCUACAAGACGGCGCCUCCGCCUCUCCCACCACCUCCGCGCCUCCGCAAGACGGCGUCCAGUGGGCUGAGGCCGCCUCCUCGGCCGCCCUCCGCCAGUACCGUGCCCUCCCCAAGAAGGGCAAGCCACAGGGGCGCAAGUCCGCCGUCCUCGCCGCCUUCCUUCUCUCCUCCCCGGAGAACCCACUCAACCCCAUCGUCCUCUCCCUCGCCACCGACACCAAAUGCCUCGGCGCAGCACGCCUCGGACCUCGCGGUGACCUCUUCCAUGACGCCCAUGCUGAGGUCAUCGCCCGCCGCGCGCUCCUUCACCUCAUCUAUGCCGAGAUCGGUACGGACAACCCACCAAGUUGGUUGGUCGCCUCUGGCACUGAUGGGCGGUGGAGGCUUAAGGACGGGCAUCAGCUGCAUCUCUACAUCACCCAGAUCCCCUGUGGCGUAUCACCGGUGCCGCCGUCACCCUUGGAGGUUCGAAGGGAACAACUGGAUACCAUGGUCAAUGGAUGCAAUGGUAUGCUUCUUUCUUAUUCUUGGUGUUCUGCAGGAGUUGAAUGA
Messenger RNA from Hordeum vulgare subsp. vulgare (domesticated barley), 846 nucleotides. RefSeq names its product tRNA-specific adenosine deaminase TAD1-like. Gene Ontology annotation, biological process: adenosine to inosine editing; RNA processing. The record is from RefSeq and is a predicted model, not a curated record. Bases 1 to 846 code for a protein of 281 amino acids. The transcript is spliced from 3 exons. Gene Ontology annotation, molecular function: double-stranded RNA binding; tRNA-specific adenosine deaminase activity; double-stranded RNA adenosine deaminase activity. NCBI's taxonomy places the organism in Eukaryota, Viridiplantae, Streptophyta, Magnoliopsida, Poales, Poaceae. Gene Ontology annotation, cellular component: cytoplasm; nucleolus.